Messenger RNA from Fonsecaea nubica, 1782 nucleotides. RefSeq lists its product as hypothetical. The transcript has 14 exons. The record is from RefSeq and is a predicted model, not a curated record. Bases 1 to 1782 code for a protein of 593 amino acids. NCBI's taxonomy places the organism in Eukaryota, Fungi, Ascomycota, Eurotiomycetes, Chaetothyriales, Herpotrichiellaceae. Gene Ontology annotation, molecular function: flavin adenine dinucleotide binding; N,N-dimethylaniline monooxygenase activity; NADP binding.
AUGAGUGUGGAUGUCGAUGCGCUUUCCGCCGCUGGGGCUGUGGCAGUAGACAGUCGAGAGAAGGAACCGAUCGCCAAUGGCAUCGACCAUGUCGACAAGACUCUCGGGGAUGGGAUUUCAAAGCACGAGCAGCAGAAGCCGACGAAUUGGGUGGAUAUACGAGACGAAUUCUUGGGCAAGCCACAUGUUCGAUUGAGAGUCAUAACAAUCGGCGCGGGUUUCAGUGGGUUGACAAUGGCGAACAAGAUUCAACGGACCCAUAAGCUGGACGAUAUCAUUGAGCAUGUGAUAUACGAGAAGAAUCCCGAGAUAGGUGGAACUUGGUACGAGAACAGAUAUCCCGGGGUGAUGUGCGACGUUCCGGCUCAUAUAUAUACCUUUGUCGAUAUUCCCAACCCGGAAUGGAGCCAUUACUAUGCCACCGGCCCAGAGAUCCAUGAAUACCUCAAGAAAGUCACCAGAGAGUACAAUCUCGAUCGGGACGUCCAGGUCAAUUCCGAGGUCAAAUCGGCCAUCUGGGACGAAGACGGCGGGAUCUGGAAGAUCCAGGUCUUGAAAGGAACAGAAUUAGUGCAUGACUGGUGUCAUGUGCUUCUCAAUGGUUCAGGAGUCCUCAAUCACUGGUCAUGGCCCUCAAUUCCUGGUCUCGACAAAUUCAAAGGACAUCUGUGUCACUCCGCCAACUGGCGCGAUGAUUUUGACUUCUCCGGGAAGCGCGUUGCUGUCGUUGGCAACGGUUCCUCAGGGAUCCAGAUUGUGCCAGAAAUGCAAAAGGUUGCGAGCAAGAUGGUGAAUUUCAUUCGAUCCAAAGCUUGGAUCUCGGCCCCCUUUGCCGAUGACUUCUCGAAAGAUCCUGGUGGAAAUCCCGCAUAUACAACCGAAGAGCAAGCAAGAUUCCGGUUGCAUCCCGAAGAGCUGAAGGACCUGCGACAGAAGCUCGUCCAUGUGCAGAACACAUUCUACUCGGCACUCAUCGAAGGAGCUCCAACAAAUCUCGAAGCCAUGAAAGGUGUCAAGGCUCUCAUGUACGAGCGACUGGGAGGUGAUGAAAAGUUGAUCGAAAAGCUGGUGCCAAAUUGGUCGCUUGGUUGUCGGCGUCUAACCCCCGGCACGGGAUAUCUCGAGUGCUUGAAGCAAGACAACGCCGAGCUUGUCGACGACGCGAUCGUCGAGAUUACCGAGACCGGUAUCCGUACAGCGGACGGUAAACAUCGCGAAUUCGAUGCAAUCGUCAUGGCCACGGGCUUUGACGUCUCCUUCAGGCCGAGGUGGCAGCAACUCGGGCGUAAGGGGCGGUCCCUCGCCGACGAGUGGAAGGACGAGCCUACCAGCUACUUCUCCCUCGCUACCAACGGCCAGCCCAACUAUUUCAUGUUCAUGGGCCCUGCGGGACCAGUGGGACACGGGAGCCUGACGUCGGCGAUUGACUGGACGGCGGACUAUGUGCUGAAGUGGCUGGUCAAAAUGACCCGGGAAGAUAUCAGAUCGUUCGAGGUCAAGGCGCAAGUCCAGAAUGAUUGGAACGUUUGGGGUGAUGAACUCAUGAAGCGGACUGUCUGGUCCAGUGGAUGCAGGAGUUGGUACAAGAACGGAAAAGUCGAUGGCAGAGUGACGGCCUUAUACCCUGGAAGUAUCCUGCAUUAUAAAGACAUGGUGGAACAUAUUCGUGGAGAAGAUUUUGAUAUCGACUACCGGAGCAAGAAUCGCUGGAGAUUUCUGGGUAAUGGCUUUACGCAGCUGGAGGUCGAGAAUGGAGAUUUAGGAUACUAUGUCCCCUGCUAG